Messenger RNA from Tripterygium wilfordii, 709 nucleotides. RefSeq names its product dirigent protein 22-like. NCBI's taxonomy places the organism in Eukaryota, Viridiplantae, Streptophyta, Magnoliopsida, Celastrales, Celastraceae. The record is from RefSeq and is a predicted model, not a curated record. The transcript has a single exon. Bases 54 to 641 code for a protein of 195 amino acids.
CGCUUAAAUGUCUCAAACUUUGACAUUAUCACCAACCACCAACCAAAGACACCAUGGCUAGGGCUCCAGUUCUUCUCAAAUUCCUCAUCUUCCUAGCACUAUUUUCAAAUUUGGUCACAAUCCUAGUCAACGGAGAAGAAACCAAUGAAGACUUUGUUCGAACCCUAGAUCGCAAGCUCAUCGGUCUCAAGAAGGAGAAGCUCAGCCAUUUUCGGUUCUAUUGGCACGACAUUAUUAGUGGCAAAAACCCCACUUCAGUAUCAGUAGUGAAAUCACCAUCCAAAACCUCCAAGACCAGUUUCGGAGCCAUAGCGAUGAUCGAUGAUGCGUUAACAUUAGGGCCUAAAUUGAGCUCAAAACUGGUGGGAAGGGCACAAGGGUUCUAUGCAUUAGCAGCGCAAGGAGAAGUUGGGUUGUUGAUGGCUAUGAAUUUUGCUUUCAUUGAAGGCAAGUACAAUGGUAGUACUAUCACAAUCUUGGGGAGAAAUACAGUUUUCUCUAAGGUCAGAGAGAUGCCGGUGAUCGGAGGAAGUGGGCUUUUCCGAUUUGCUAGAGGUUAUGUUCAGGCGAGUACUUACAUGUUUAAUCAAACGACUGGAGAUGCCAUUGUUAAGUAUAAUGUUUAUGUAAUGCACUAUUGAUGAUGGUCUCUUUACUCUUCAAGAUUAUUCACUCUUUGUCAAUGGACGGCUCGAUAUUAUGUUGACUA